Molecule: messenger RNA, 1649 nt
Organism: Chelonus insularis
Lineage: Eukaryota; Metazoa; Arthropoda; Insecta; Hymenoptera; Braconidae
Product: putative sodium-coupled neutral amino acid transporter 7
Exons: 4
Coding region: 263-1624 (453 amino acids)
Biological process (GO): amino acid transmembrane transport
Molecular function (GO): L-amino acid transmembrane transporter activity
Source: RefSeq, a predicted model, not a curated record
AUAAUUAAUUACUUGAAAUAAUUGAAGCAUCGUAAAAAUUAUAAUUUGUGAUAAAAUAUCAUUUUUUUACUUUAAUUUGAAAUAAUGAUAUAACUCAAGUUUACUUAAACUUCAUGUUUUUAUGACCUUUGAUCUUUAUUCAAACAUAUCAAAAACGCAACACUGUGAUAAACUUUUUGUUCAUUUGAAAAGAGGAAUGGAAAAAAACUAAUAACUAAUUAGUGAUUUUAAUAAUCAAAUCAUUUUAUAGUCAAAUAUUAAAAUGAGCUUUUUAACAAGAGCUAAUGGAUUGAUUGACGAUAGUGUUGAAGUACCUUUGGAAACUACUCCAAUAAGACUUCGUUCGAAUCCUGGAGGAACCAACACUAUUGGAACUAUUUUUUUAAUCAUCAAUGCAACCCUUGGAGCUGGACUACUCAACUUUCCUCUAGCCUUUGAUCAAUCUGGAGGAGUAGCAUCAGCAAUAAUAGUGCAAUUGAUCUUUUUGGUGUUCAUUGUUGCUGCUCUAGUCGCCCUAGCAAAUGCCAGUGACAUUACGAAGACGUCAUCAAUGCCAGAUACCCUAAGUGGUUUAUGGGGACCAAAAGCUUUACUAAUCUGUGGGAUAUGUGUUACCAUCUACAGCUUUGGAUGCUGUUUGACCUUUAUCAUCGUUAUUGGAGACCAAUUUGAAAGGGUUUUAGCUACUUACUAUGGAAUGGAUUAUUGUCAUAAUUGGUUUUUAUCAAGAACAUUUAUUACAAGCAUCAUGUGUACUGUUUUUAUUCUACCUCUGAGCUUCUUCAAAAGACUAGAUUUACUAAGCUAUGUGAGCUCUAUUGGUUGUGUCACUAUUUUGUAUGUAGUUUGGGUAAUAAUUUAUGAGAGUAUUAGUGAUCCUAAUUAUCCAAAACCAACUCAGGAGUGGCCAGAAGGUGUAAACCAGGCUUUUCAAAUAAUUCCACUCAUUUGUUUUGCUUAUCAGAGCCAUAUGACAUCAAUUCCAACUUACGCAUGUAUGAAAGAUCGUAACAUAUGGAAAUUCACCUGGUGUGCAAUAAUUAGUAUGGCUGUAUGUUUCUUAUGCUAUACAAUUGUUGGGAUUUUCGGAUACAACAGCUUUGGUAUGGGUCAUGUACCAAGUGAUAUUCUUCAAGGAUACUCGGAUAAAAGUGUUUCCCUAGCGAUUGCAAUAAUUGCUAUAGCAGUGAAGAACUUUACAACGUAUCCAAUUGUUUUGUUCUGUGGCCGGAAUUCACUGCUGGGUCUUUUUCAUGCAGAUGUAGAGCACAAUGCCACUAUUCGAGCUGCUGUAACUCUUCUUUGGUUUAUUUUAUCACUUGUCAUUGCCAUUGUUGUCUCAGAUAUAUCACCAGUUAUAAAUUUAAUGGGAACACUCUCAGCUGCAUUUAUAUUUGUUUUUCCUGGACUUUGUUUAUUACAAAGUGUUCUUGUUAAAGAUCCACCAUUAUAUUUGAAUAAAAAUCGAUUUCUUAUUUUUGCUGCUAUUGUAAUGACUGCGUUAGGUGGAUUUGUGUGUGGACUAGUGUUUGUUCAGUCAGCUGAAGUUUUUUUCAACGUUCCAACAGAGAAAAAACAUGUUACAGUGCUGAGGAUAGGUUUUGGAUCGAGUUUAUGUGUUUGAAAAUAAAAAAAAUAUAUUUGUUUGA